Loa loa (African eye worm) is the source of this 345-nucleotide messenger RNA. Its product is annotated as zinc finger protein. Gene Ontology annotation, cellular component: nucleus. The record is from RefSeq and is a predicted model, not a curated record. Gene Ontology annotation, biological process: regulation of transcription by RNA polymerase II. The transcript has 2 exons. The coding region runs from base 1 to 345 and encodes 114 amino acids. Gene Ontology annotation, molecular function: RNA polymerase II cis-regulatory region sequence-specific DNA binding; DNA-binding transcription factor activity, RNA polymerase II-specific. Lineage: Eukaryota; Metazoa; Nematoda; Chromadorea; Rhabditida; Onchocercidae.
AUGACUCAUACCGGUGAGAAGCCUUACAGUUGUCCCAAAUGUGGGAAAAGCUUCUCUCAAUCAUGCAAUAUGAAAAGGCAUAUGAAGACUCAUACCGUGAUAAUCAAUCUUGAAAAACCUUUGGUUUUGUUCGAUCUCGAAAAAUCUCUUUCCAAUUCAUUCAUUGUAUUUUCAUCGACAUCCAUUGUUAAUAUACAAUGUUGUCGCAUAGCGAAUUGUAAUAAUAAUAUUAAUAAUAAUAAUAGUAACAACAAUAAUAAUAAUAAUAGCAAUGAUAAUAGUAAUAGCAAUAAUAAUAAUAGUAAUGAUAAUAAUAGUAAUAAUGAAUCAAAAUUUUGCAUUUAA